ACCUGUGUGUCAGUCCGUGCACGGCAGAACAUGGCUGACACAGCUCGUCACCCAUUGCUGAUCUUGCUUGCCGUUGUGGCCGCUACCGCGAUCAUCGUGGCCAUCAGCGUGGUUGUAGUGUUGUACCACAAAAGGAACAAGAGGAAGAAGAACAGGGAGCUCAGCGACGCCGGGUCACGCACGUCUGCAAGGUGGUUGCCGCAAUACAACUCUUACGCCGUUGGUAAGUCGUUCACAUUCGAGGAGAUAAGGGAGGCAACCAGUAAUUUCGCACAGUCGCUGGUGAUCGGCGUGGGCGGCUUUGGGAAAGUGUUCUGCGGCGUCGUGGACGACGGUACCAAGAAAGUGGCCAUCAAGCGGUGGAACCCGUCACCGGAGCAGAGCAUGCACGAGGUCCAGGCGAAGAUCGAGGCGCUGUCCAAGCUGCAGCACCCGCACCUUGUCUCCCUCAUUGGCUUUUGUCUGUUUAAGAAGGAGAUGAUCCUCGUGUGGGAAUACAUGGAGCACGGCACGCUUCGGGAGCACCUGUACAACAACAGCGGCAAGCCGGUGCUAUCAUGUUCAUGGCGGCACCGCCUCCACAUGUGCAUCGGUGCCGCGCGGGGCUUGCACUACCUCCACACCGGCGGCAUCAUCCACCGGAACGUCAAGACCACCACCAUCCUCAUCGACAAGAAUUGGGUCGCCAAGGUGUCGGACUUCGGCUUCCCCAAGUCCGCCCUGACCAGGGCGAGCCAAAUGCACCUCAGCACCAGUCAUGUCAACGGGAGCUACGGAUACACUGACCCGGAGUAUUUUUGUCGGGAGCAGCUCACUGACAAGUCAGACGUCUACUCCUUCGGCGUCGUGCUCUUCGAGGUGCUUCUGGCAAGGACGGCGCUGAACCCGGCGCUGCCAAGUGACCAGGUCAGCCUCGCCAAUUACGCGCUUGCCUGCCAGCGGAACGGCACCCUGCCGGACGCCGUCGACCCGGUGAUCAAGGACGAGAUCACGCCAGAAUGCCUCGAGAAAUUCGCCGAGACGGCCGUGAAGUGCCUCGCUGACCAAGGCAUGGAGCGGCCUACCAUGGGGGGCGUGUUGUCCAACCUAGAGCUGGCGAUGCAGCAGCUUAAUUCCAUGCCGAUGCAAAAUAAACCACUGAUACAACAAAAUCAUAUGUUGUAUGUGUAGUGGUUUUUGCACUUAU
This is a messenger RNA of Triticum aestivum (bread wheat), 1186 nucleotides long. RefSeq names its product receptor-like protein kinase FERONIA. Gene Ontology annotation, biological process: protein autophosphorylation. Bases 31 to 1170 code for a protein of 379 amino acids. Gene Ontology annotation, cellular component: plasma membrane; plasmodesma. Gene Ontology annotation, molecular function: transmembrane receptor protein tyrosine kinase activity; ATP binding. Lineage: Eukaryota; Viridiplantae; Streptophyta; Magnoliopsida; Poales; Poaceae. The transcript has a single exon. The record is from RefSeq and is a predicted model, not a curated record.